Micropterus dolomieu (smallmouth bass) is the source of this 3201-nucleotide messenger RNA. Its product is annotated as interferon-induced very large GTPase 1-like. The record is from RefSeq and is a predicted model, not a curated record. Lineage: Eukaryota; Metazoa; Chordata; Actinopteri; Centrarchiformes; Centrarchidae. The annotation marks the transcript as partial. The transcript has a single exon. Gene Ontology annotation, molecular function: GTP binding.
CUCAGGAUGAAAGAGGUGGGCAAAAAGCCCAAAUGUCAGUUUGUUCACCAGAAUGUGUCAGAUGUUUCAGCCCAUGACAAGAACUUACGAGACAGGAAACUGCUCUUGCAGCAGCUAAACGAGAUGACCCAGGCAGCAGCCAAGAUGGAAAAGAAAGAGGAGAACAAGAGCUUCACUGAUGUGAUGGAGUACAGUCCCGACACUGGGAACUGGUACAUUCCUGGACUCUGGAAUGGAAACCCACCAAUGGCACCAGUCAAUGCAGGGUACAGUGAGGCCGUUUAUGAGCUCAAGAAGAACAUCAUCCAAAUUUUGGGAAGGUGUGAGUCAUCUGCUAAUAAUAUCAUGGAGUUUACAGAGUGGAUGAAAAGCCUGUGGAAUGCAGUAAAGCAUGAAAACUUCAUCUUCAGCUUCAGAAACAGCCUAGUGGCUGAUGCAUACAUGAGGCUGUGCACAGAAUUCAACAAAUGGGAAUGGGAAUUCAAAAAAGAAAUGUACACAUGGGUUACAAAUGCUGAAACAAGAAUUUCUAAUUUCGGCACAGUUGCUGGAAAACCUGAGAUAUCUGACAUGAAAGAACUUCUCACUAUUUUGAAAAGUGAAGCUUGCACAGAGCUGACUAAAUGGGAGACAAAGGUCCUUGAAAAUUUAAAACAGUACUUUGAGCAAACAGAGGGUCAUGUGUAUCUAGUUGAAGGAUACAAAGAGGAAUUUGCAAGCAGUGCAAAGAGCCUUCGUCGAGAAAUGGAGAGCUCUGUACUUAAUCAGCUCACAGCAGCAGCUGACAUCAGACAGGGAAUGACAGAACUUGACAGAAUCAAGGAAAACCACACAAAACAAUUAGAGUGGAGAGUGCGCGAAUUGAUUGAAAAAUGUCGGGCAAAAAAAGUCCAGAUGACAGAGGAAGAGCUAGACAAAGAAUUUGAUAAGAUGUGGAAUAAAACAGUAAAGGAACUGUCUUUUUCUAAACAAAAGGCCACAAAUAUCUUCACAAAUGUGGACCACUACCUCAGAGAAAAUCUAUCACGUAAGGGGAGUCGUGUAUGUCAAUUAUUAAGUCAAAAAAGCCUGCAACAUUGUGGACUGAUGCCUUUCAAAUAUACAGUGGAAGGAAAUUGGAACCAGCUUAUACACAGAGUGGGCAAGUGGUUCAACCUCAAAGAUCAUGUAAUGGCUUCACAGAACAUGGCUGACAGCAUCAUAGAUGCUUGCACACAGUUUGUGACUGAAAAAAUGGAAAGGAAAAACAAUUACCAUGACACUUACAUCCAGGAGAUCCUACACAUGAUUGAUGAGCGGCUGCAGAACAGUCAGAGUUUUAAGACCACUGAGUUUGAAGUUUCUCUGAAACAGCACAUCUGUGGAGUUGCAGCCAGACAGUUUCAGAAAAUGCAUGAAGAUUUCAUACAUGCAAACGACCCCUACGAAUGUCUGAAUCGAAACAAAGAAAAGUUUCGUGCUGAUUUCAAAGAUGUGUUUCAUAAACGAGACCAGUGCCAGAAGAAGGCAGAAGAAUUCACAAGCCGCUGCUUGAGGCCUGCAGUCGAAGACUUUGUCAACCGUUCAUUGGCUCCUGAUAUUAUUGGUGAAAUGCUGACAAGGUUCCAGUUCAGCACACGAAUGUUCUUCCAGUAUUCAGUUUUACUGGAUUUGCUCUCAAAGGAUGACUUUGAAAACUAUAAGAGCUACAUUUGCUCAUAUGAGGAUCAUGUAAAGAAAUGGACACACAAACAAAUAGAAGAACACUUUUCAAAGGGUGAUAAAGUUUUUGAGUUUGAGGAUCAACAUGUUCUGUCAAGUAUCAGCAGCAUAAACGAUGCUAUCAACAAAGCUAAAACAAAAAAGAGUGGUAACGUGAAGACAUUUGUUGAAGAUGUCUGCCAAGAACUUGGUGAUAAACUGGUCAUUUCCCAGGAUGCUCUUGGUGCUUUCAUGAUCCUGAACAAUGCCGACCAGGAACAGUUUGCUCACUGGCUCAUUGAGUGUGUGAAGGACAUGGCACAGGCUCUUAGAGAGAAGUUUAAAACAGAAACCAUCCAAAUGAAACUGGAAAAUCUUCUUGUGAAGCCCCAGAGCGAGCUUUUCACUAAAGUUAUUGGAUGUGGGAAACAGUGUCCAUUCUGUAAAGCUCCUUGUGACGCAGGAGCAGAUAAACAUGGAGAGCACUUUGCUCAACUACAUCGGCCAGAGGGUCUGGGUAGAAUCAGGUGGGAUGGGACAAAAAAACUUGUCAUUGACAUAUGCUCUUCGUCUGUGAACAGUGAGGCCCGUUUUCGCUGUGAUGCUACAAAAGGUGAAUGGCACCCUUACAAGAACUACACAGAAAUUUUCACAGACUGGAAAAUCCAGUCAGAUGUAAGCUUAGAGGCGUCAGACUACUGGAAAUAUGUACUGGCAAAGUUCAACAAGGAGUUUGCUAAAGCAUAUAAUGCAGAGCCUGCUGAUAUUCCUGAAACUUGGAAAUCCAUCACACGUAAGCAAGCAGAAGCGAGCCUCAAAGAGUCGUUUAACAUGAAGUGAGAGAACACAUGCUUUGUGGUUACAGAGGUGCACAUGUUCCUCAUUACAUUCAUCCUCUCAUGGAUAUUUUGAUCUCACUUGUUUUAUAUGACAAGAAGAAAAUUACAAGUAGUAACAUGCUGUAUAUAAUAUGACAUGGUUGAAGAUAUUAUCAGUAUUCCACAUAUUUUAUCAGUGACUUACAAGAAAUACAGAAAAUAUCAACUCCAAUUAGUCCUCUCCCUAAACUGAUAUCACAUUAAACAUGUUAAACAAAAAUAAUCUGCUUUACCUCUGUGUAAAUGUUGAUGAGGACAUUUUAAAAUACUUUUUCAUACUCUUAAUCAAUGUACGAUUGCAACAUACUAAAUGUUUCCAAUUUGAUUAAAUCUGAGUUUGAAUUUAUCAAUUUUGUGUGAUCGAUGAAGUCAUCAUAUUUUUUUCAUUUUUCUUUUACCAAGUAUGAUCUGAUAUGUAAUCUUUCAUUUUGUGAAAUAUCUAAUGUCACAUAUUUACAUAAUUCUUUUUUAAAUCGAUCUUUGUGUGGUUCUGUCAUAAUAUGAUUUGAGAUUGUUUACUUGGAAUUAAUUAAAAUGAAAUAUUUAACAUUUAUUAAGGAUCAUUCAUUCCAUAUGUGGUGUUGUCAACAUGUACACAUUACUUCCUUGUGUUAACUGAUUCAAUAAAGAGACAAAAUCAGCA